ACUGUAAAAAAUGAUUGAUGCAAAUAGUUGUACAAAUGAGGAUAUACAUGUUGGAUCAACAUAAUGGUUGUGUCAAAAAAGAAAAAUAUGUUUGGUCAAUGAUUACAUGAUUUCCAUGACUGUACUACAAAAUGUUCAUCAGGAGAAAAUAAAUAACGGUGUUCACAGAAUUUUUAACAUUGCACAAAAAAUAUUAUGUUGGCCGAGCAAGAGGGAACAGCGUCAAUCGUCUGAGCAUGCGCAAAGGAGUUCUACCAGGCUUUUGAAUUUCCCCCGCCACGAGUCACGACAUUGAAUUGGUGAGUGAAUUUUCUUUAUUUGUGUUGCGAGGUAAUUAGCAAAUUUAGGUUAAGAAUAUAUCUUGUGAGUAACGUUAAGUGAUUAGCAUUCCUUUCCAACUGGCAUGCGGUUUUAACGUUGAACCACACGGUUAAGCAUCGCAUGGGUUGCCACCUGUGCCGGUUUUACCAGGAUUGUCAUUUGUCCUUCUUUUUAAUAACUUGCCUCGGGAAAUUUAAGCACUCGUUCGUUUCCGAAACCGAAAGGCUACGUGAAUGUUCAAACUGUGUAGUGCGCGGCCGCGUGCACGGCACAGAGGGGGAGACCUCGCACUCGACAUGUUAGAAACGCAUGUAAUUCCCGGUGGGCGGGUUGUCGAUAUGUCCCGGUUUUUUAUCAGACAUAGGUAUUUUUUCAGACUUAAAGCUAAAUGCAGUGUCGCUAUUGUACAUUUUCACAUCUGCAGCAAGACACAGGCUACAGGCUUCAUCAUUGGCAAACUUAAAGCUAAAUGCAGUGCUGCUUUUGUACAUUUUCACAUCUGCAGUGCACAUAUGCAAUGCUUCAUCAUUGGCAAGCAGACCACAGAUCUAACCACUUAUGGGUCUGCUGUUCUUCGUGGUCUUCCCCUGUACAUGAGAGAGCCAGCUUCAAUUUCAAAGACUAUUAAGAAUACUGAGGCACUGGGGCCACACACAAAGGCCAUGAAAAUGGGGAUCCUGGAAGUGACUGACAGUUCUACCAACUCAGGACCAUAUUCCACAGUGGUCAAUGUGGCUGUAGUACUGGAGGAGGAAGUUGUCAUGGACAAUUUGGAAGACUUCACAAAUGCCCUCGUGAUGCUCUUUGGUCUGCUUUAUGCUGUAAAAUGGAGUAAGGACUUAAGGUACACAUUUGAGGCAGUCCAGAAGAUUAUCUUAAACUGCUGCUCUGGAACUUGUUGAUCAAAUAAAUUGAUAUUUGAUUUGUAAAGCAGUAGGGAUGGGCAAUGGUUAAUCGUGAUUAUUCGC
Messenger RNA from Pimephales promelas (fathead minnow), 1289 nucleotides. The record is from RefSeq and is a predicted model, not a curated record. Lineage: Eukaryota; Metazoa; Chordata; Actinopteri; Cypriniformes; Leuciscidae.